Hylaeus volcanicus is the source of this 5440-nucleotide messenger RNA. Its product is annotated as ATP-binding cassette sub-family G member 4. Lineage: Eukaryota; Metazoa; Arthropoda; Insecta; Hymenoptera; Colletidae. Gene Ontology annotation, cellular component: plasma membrane. The record is from RefSeq and is a predicted model, not a curated record. Gene Ontology annotation, molecular function: ABC-type transporter activity; ATP binding; ATP hydrolysis activity. The transcript has 12 exons. The coding region runs from base 1210 to 3327 and encodes 705 amino acids.
AAUUUGUGGUGGUAUUCGAGAAAUGGUGAAGAAAUUCUUUGGAAAUUAUUGGCAUCACCAAUCGUAUACAACAGUUCGAUAACACGACGUUUCGGUCACCAGAUAGUAAGAUCCUCUUCAAGAGAAAGUAAAUGAAAAUUAACGAGAAUAUUAAGUUCCAUGUUUAUUUACAGUAUUCGAAUGCCCAUAAAAUAUUUGAAUACCGAAUCAUUCGGCAGUUCCAUCCUUAAUCCGUGCACGGUCGACGAGAAAAGGACACGUGGUCGAGAAAUUGCUCACUUAGCGAAACUUUAAUGGUCAUUGGUUAACCAGCGCGGCCAGUAACAACGUCCUCGUUGAAAGAUAUUAGACCGACCGAUACAUACAGGAAGAAACUCGGAACACGAUGUGUUUAUCGGGUAAAUUCGUGCCAGGCUGAAAUAACCGCGGUCGUACGGUCGGCCGAAUCGACGCGUCAUUUAGAAAAAAAAAAAAAAAGAAAGAAAAGGACAAUUGUCGCUGCAACCUAAAAAGCUCGAUCGUAGACUUUAGUCUGGGUUAACGACGACGACGCACGGCCAAUUUUCGUAACGUUCGUUCGCUUGCUCGUGUUUGUAACGUCGUUGAAAAGAGCGGAAAAGGGAGAGGGAAGAAAAGGGAAGCAGAGGGAGAAAGAGCACUGUGGAAAGCAACGACGGUCAAUGGUGAUGGCCGCGGUGCAGCUAAAUAGUCAGUCAGUCAGUCAGUCAGUCUCGAGACACCGUGGUUCGAGCAUCGUUUGGAGGCCGGCCGGACUGCGUGUGGCUCGCUGAAGCCAGUUUCUUGCUUUCGUCGUCGUCGCGAUCGCGUAGCCUCAGUUAGUCGUACGCGAGAUCGCGAGUGUGUGGUCCGAUAAAUCGAACAAGAAUCGCGUUUGGUGAACACCUACUCCGAAAAACGAGAUGCCCUCUCGCUGCUAACCCGAGGACGGAGUCGAUGGUCUACGCAGUUGUUACUCCAAAAGUCGCGAUCGUCUCUUUUCGUCCGACUUCCCACGCGCUGUUAUUCUCAUAAUGCGAUGAGAGGAUUUGCACGUGUGUACGCUAACGUGAACGCAGCGCUGCGAACAAGUCGGAUCGUUUGAACGAAAAAUUGACCGUGACAAGACUGAAAAGAGAGGAUAGAGUGCCUUAAUAACUCCGUACGAGUCGAGAUUCAGCGAUCGAAACUGUGAAAAAAUCGCGAUAAAAGAUGAAGCUUGAGGGAAAUUGUUCGCAAGAAGAUAACACCAAUGAAAUUUUAUUGCAACCUAGGAACAGUUCGGGGACUAGGUUGCAAAUCAUGCCAGCGCAACCAAAAACGAUCACGCAUCUGCCGAAACGGCCACCGGUUGAUCUGGCAUUCACCGACCUGACGUACAAGGUCCGAGAAGGACGGAAGAAUAAUGUGAAGACAAUUCUAAGGUCCGUCAGCGGAAGGCUGCGAUCUGGAGAACUAACAGCUAUUAUGGGACCUUCCGGUGCAGGAAAGUCUACUCUUUUGAACAUCCUUACCGGAUACAAGUCGAUGGGUGUGGAAGGAAGUAUCACGAUGAACGGGCACGAAAGGAACCUCAGUGCCUUCAGAAAGCUCUCUUGCUACAUCAUGCAAGACAAUCAGCUUCAUGCGAAUUUAACCGUGGCCGAAGCAAUGAAAGUCGCCUCGAACCUUAAACUCGGUUCCCAUACCUCUAAAGCAGACAAAGAGGAAGUGAUCCAGGAGAUUCUUGAAACGCUUGGCCUAUCCGAGCAUAUUCGGACCAUGACCUCGAAUUUGAGCGGAGGUCAGAAGAAGAGACUUUCCAUUGCUCUCGAAUUAGUCAAUAAUCCUCCUAUAAUGUUCUUCGACGAACCUACCAGUGGUUUGGACUCAUCGUCUUGCUUUCAAUGUAUCUCGCUUCUAAAGACCUUGGCCCGAGGAGGAAGGACAAUAAUUUGCACCAUUCAUCAACCCAGCGCAAGGCUCUUUGAAAUGUUCGACGCCUUGUACACGCUGGCCGAGGGACAAUGCGUUUAUCAGGGAUCUACGUCGCAAUUGGUGCCUUUCCUUAGAAACAUAGGACUCAACUGUCCGAGUUAUCACAAUCCGGCCUCUUUCAUCAUCGAAGUGUCCUGCGGAGAAUACGGAGAUAAUAUCAAAAACCUCGUAAACGCUAUAAAGAAUGGAAAGUAUGAUAUUCGCGAAGGACAUCCGUUCCCUGAAAACAAUUCGGAGGGUCUCAACAACGGGAUCACCGAGUCGCUUCAAAAAGGCAUCGCCGACGGUGGGGAAAACGCCGCAAUAGGAGAUAAAAACGACGUGAAGAAUUUGAAAGAGAAGUUUCUAGAAAGUAAACAGGAAGAUGCAGACAGUAAAGCAGUAAUUACAUCCUACGUGGCGAACGAUAUCGCGAAACAAGCUGACGUAGUGAUAUCAAUGGAUCUGGACAAAAAGGAUAACGCCGACGUAGCCCUGCUCGAUGAUUCGAUCAUUGUCACCCCAGAAAGAUAUCCUACGUCAGAGCUUCAACAGUUCUGGAUCAUUUUGAAGAGGACUUUACUCUUCAGUCGUAGAGAUUGGACUCUUAUGUAUCUUCGACUGUUUGCUCAUAUUCUGGUGGGAAUGCUGAUCGGCGCUCUUUACUAUGACAUUGGAAACGACGGCGCUAAAGUACUUAGCAAUCUUGGGUUCCUCUUCUUUAACAUGCUGUUUCUCAUGUAUACGUCCAUGACCAUUACGAUUUUGUCUUUUCCACUAGAGUUACCGGUACUUUUAAAAGAAAACUUUAACAGGUGGUAUUCACUCAAGGCCUACUAUUUAGCAAUCACGGUAUCUGACAUACCGUUUCAGGCGAUAUUUUGCGUACUCUAUGUCACGAUUGUCUAUUUCUUGACGAGUCAACCAGCGGAUACCAUGCGGUUCAGCAUGUUCAUAGGGACGUGUUUAUUAAUUUCAUUCGUCGCCCAAUCGGUGGGACUCGUCGUUGGAGCUGCCAUGAACGUGCAGAACGGCGUAUUUUUGGCGCCUGUGAUGUCUGUACCGUUCCUCUUAUUCUCAGGCUUCUUUGUCAGUUUCGACGCCAUUCCUGUAUAUCUCAGAUGGAUCACUUAUCUGAGUUACAUCAGAUACGGGUUCGAGGGAACUGCGUUGGCUACUUACUCCUUCGGGCGGGAAAAACUCAAGUGUUUCCAGGUCUACUGCCAUUUCAAAAAUCCGGAAACAACCUUGGAGGAGCUGGAUAUGCUCGACGCCGAUUUUACUCUUGAUAUUCUUGCCUUGCUUUUGAUAUUCCUUGUUCUUCGAAUUGCGGCCUAUCUGUUCCUCCGUUGGAAACUUAAGACUGCGCGAUAAAACGUCGCGCGAAAUUAUUAAAAAUCGAACAAAGUUCAAACGUACAAUUCGUAAACCAAUGCCGCGACAACGUACUCGUUUUACCGUCGCGGAGACCAGCGAUCGACAAUUCAUCGAUUGUCGAACAAAUUGCUUAUCCCUGAAAGGGCGGAGAUUAUUGCCGUUCAUACUUGUAAUUAUUACGCGUCGAAUUCGUAAGGUCUAAACUAACGUAAUUUAUUCGUUUUUAUUAGUUUUACAACGUUAAAACUACUACUCUGUAGCAACUAACGCGACAUUACUUGUUCAGGGUACUAUCACGUCUUUUUUUAUUUGUUUCGUUACACGGUAGCACAAUUUUCUAGUAUGCACGUAAGUAUGCACGUUGAUCUCGAGUCGAGUGCAAGAGUGUGCAUGUAUUUGUUUAUGUUGUUUAUAUGUGGUGCGUGUGCGAUAUAUGUAUAUAUAUAUAUAUAUAUAUAUAUAUAUGUAUGUAUAUAUAUAUAUGUGUAUGUGUGUCUGUGGGAGUGUAUCAGUGCUCUUCAGCGGGAUAAGCAAGAAAAAGAGGGAUUCGAGAAAUCCCGAGCCAAAUGGAGCAGAUUGUCGAACAACAUCAAAAGCUCUGCAACUUUAUUCUCUGAAAGGAAUAAGAGGCCUUAAUUGACAACGUUUCGCGAGUGAACACAUUUCUCUUUUUAUCCACCAAGUGGCUGUGACUUUGACGAUGCAGAAGAGUUACGAAUGAUAAAUGCGACACGACUUGUGUUUAGAAUUUCAGCGCGAUCUUGCCAGGUUUACCGUGUAUCUCGAAUUUUCAAAUUUUUUACGAGAUCUUGCCGAUUUCAAUGUUCGCGCGUACGGCAGGAACUUACGAUUCGCAGUAAGUCCAUCGAAACUUUAUGUUCGUCGUAACUCUUCCAAUUAACGUGUCUCUUAUACGUAGAGUGUAUAUUGUACUAAUCAAUUUGUAUUUUGUAAGCGAGCCUACUUUUGUAACAAAAAAAAAUGUGAGUCACAUAGCAAAGUGCGCUGGGAGCGGAGUACUCCAACAGCUUUAAAGAAACAAAUUUAUAGACGGUACUUGCUCUCACUCGCAUCCAAGAAACGGAGUGUUACACUUUCUACCAUUCUUGGUAUACAUAUGUACCUUUAGCGACGAACACGACUUCACUUCGUAUAUACACGUUUAAAAAUAUGGCUUCGUUUGUAAAUGUUUUCGAAUUGCUAAACUAAUUCGAUCGGAAUGGUAUCGACUUGUAUUGGUAUUUUGUGUAUACCAAUUGUUACUGACCUACGAUUCGUAGGUACUGUCAUACGCCCUACUGGUGGAGUAUACGUAAUACCUUUCUUUACAAUUACUUCGUCUUUAGAAGAUUGUAUGUCUGUUUCCACGGUCGAAUUAAGGGGUUUUAAGGCCUGAAGUUGGGUAACUAUCGGAAAUUAUCUUGAUAAGAAAAUCAAGGAGAAAUUUAUAGUGCCGGAGAAUAUUCUUUAUUUCUUUGGAGAUUUUAUAUAAAUUAUUUAAAAAAUUAAUUUAAUACUUAAGAAAAUGAGAUUCUUCGCAGAGAUUCUUAAGCACCCCCUUAAUCCGUGCCAGUCUGUUUAAUUUUUUUAGGUUUCGUUAUCUUGAGAAACAAACUUAUUAACGUUAUUUCCUAUUAUCGUUAUUGUUUAUAUAUAUACAUAUAUAUAUAUAGAUAUUUAGAUAUAUAUGUAUAUAGAUAUAAUUUAGUAUGCUUGAGCAAACGUAUAUGAAAGUUUACACGAAGCUCGAUACAAUUUUUAAUACCGGGGUUCAACACAGACUUCGACAAUUUAUUUUUGGAAAUUAAACUCGUGAACCAUUGAACAAUGAUAUGUAUGAAAAAAAUGUUCAAUCGUUUCGUCUCCGUUUUAUAUAAAACUAACUUGACAGAUGUACUUUACCAAGAAAUAUGUUUGUAUCUAUUUACACGGGAUAAAUUAUACAUGUUUAUAUGUAUGUAAAAGAUUAGCGUGAUAGAUUCCGAUCAAUAUACAUAUACUUUUGUAAAGCAUCGUGUACACCGGUGCACGUGUCUGUGCUGGAUUGGCAUAAUCUUCGUUGUAUUUUACAGCAUACGUUUCUUACGAAUAAAACUAUGCCUUUCAUAAA